This is a messenger RNA of Blepharisma stoltei, 1596 nucleotides long. The record is from the annotation of a GenBank genome assembly. Lineage: Eukaryota; Ciliophora; Heterotrichea; Heterotrichida; Blepharismidae.
AUGUCAGAAGGAGAAAAAGAAGACAUAAAGCCAGACUUGCCAGAGCCAAGCAUUGACAUAAAGUUCGGGUGUAUGAGAGUCCGCUAUUGGUGGUAUGUCAUUUUAUCGUUCCAAAGCAUCAUUUUAAUCCUUAUGCUUGGCGCUCUCUUCUCUGAAAGCUGGGCAAAACAAGGAAAAGGCGAUAACAAGUGGAAAGGAAGUUUAAACUAUAUUACAUCUCCUGACCUAAGUCUAAAUCCUCUCCUUUAAAUUGGAACCAAAAAAACUUUUCCAAAUUUAGAGGGGCUAACUUACUCUGCUUUAAAAAUGAAAUGUAAAUAGAAUACUAUUUAAACAACACUAAUACUAUAGAUAAAUUUCAAUUUUGCGAUAUUAAACUGGUUAUUAAACCUAUUUAAUUAAAAAAAAAUAUAAUUUUUACCUAUAAACAAUAAAUUAUUAAUGUCAAAUAGUUAAUUUACCCUAAAAAUGAUAUUUUGUUCCAAUCUAAAGGGGAGUAAGUUAAUUAUUAUAAGUUCUAGAGGACAUUAAAAUCAUGAAACCUUCUGAUUCUGACCUCGCCUUUCUAUAUUUAAUAAUAUCUCCUGACAAUUAUGAGUAUUUUGACUACAUCGAUAUGCAAAAAAUUUAUUGCGAUAUGGACACUACUAAGUGAAGCUACGACUCCGAUCUUGCUGAUGCAUUAUGCAAAACGUUUAAAAACAUGAGAGGAGCUGGAGCUGCGUUCAACUUUUUUGAAGUUUUGGCCUACGUAGCUACCGUUCUCUGAAUGAUAAGAGUUCUUUACUCUUUACUAGAAAAAAAAUUCCUUCCUAACUGCUGGGGAUAUGUUUGGCCUUCAUUAGGGCUAUUUUUCCAUAUAUUAGCUGAAAUUAUUUGGAGCGGGGCAACCGGCGCAAAGUUUAAUGGAUCUUGUGAUAAACUAAAUAGCGGCAGCGACCCAGAAGACAUCUGUGCAACUCAAGGACCAGCUGUGGUACUAGUGGCCACUUUAAUCUAUAUAAUUAUAGCAACAAUUUUUUAUAUAGUCUACAAAUAUAUACAUAAAAAUAGUGACAAUAGACCACCCGACCUCUCGAUUUUAUUACCUCAACACCUUCAGGUGGCCCAGUGUUGGGGAUUUAGGUGGAAAAGGGAUUGGUAAUCCUUUGUGUAUGCCGGGCUGGGUUUUCUCUGAGCCCCAGGAAGCUAAUUCAUGGGACUUGGGGUUUUUUCUCCAGAACAACCAUUGGAAAGGGCAAGGUCGGCCAUAGUCUGUGGGCAAUAUGACUCACAGACCUAGAAGACCAUAUUUGCCUAACGAGAAACUGGGAGUUUCGACCCAGGUGGUUGACCCUCAGACUCCAGGAGCCAUGGAAGCCAAGACUGGUGUGUGCGAAUCCCUUGUUUGCGGCAACAAGUAAGGGUGUCCGUCGAGGCCUCAACAUAGGCGAUGAGCGUGUAGGGGUGCAAAUCCCCGGCCCUGCAAGUGCGAACGGCUUAACUUAAUCUUAAUCUUAUAUAGUCUACAACAAGAGAAGAGGGAUCAAGGAAGAAGAGCUGGAGACUGAUAAUUUGCAUGCAGGAGGUGGCAGUCUUAAUAAUAAUGGUGUUUAA